AUGCCUGACAAGACGAGAUCCACAGUUAAGAAGUAUGGUAGGGGAGAAGAAAACGCCAGAGACCUGAAAGAAAAAAAGAACAAUUUUAUUUUAAAGCAUUUCACAUUUAAAGAGUGUAUAAAAUUUAUUCCAGAUCCUCAGUAUGCAACUGAAAAUUCACCCAGUAACCGAUGUUUUUGUGGGGAAUAUGAAGAAAAUCACUAUGCAUAUGAAAGUAGCCUGGUAGCAGAAAUAAAGGAAUGGUCCGAUAAGCUCUGUUUAAAGGUAAUCGGCCCAACGAAUGCUUUUGGCCAAAUUGAAUUCAUAACAGAAUCUACUUCAAGUCAAAAGCCAACGGAGUUUGUUCGUAUCUCAGAUGAAGAUAAACUAGAAGAUGUAAUGACACUGAUGAAAAGGUAUUGGAAAAUGAUGGAACCAGAGAAACCAAGUUUAUGCAUAUCUGUUAUUGGUGGAGCAAAAAAUUUUGUCCUUGAAGGACAUAAAAAAGAAGUUUUUUAUUCUGGUUUAGUUCAGGCUGCACAAACAACUCAAGCAUGGAUUGUAACAUCUGGUUUAAACUUAGGCAUUAUACGUGUUGUCGGUGAUGCUUUACAAGAACAAUCAUUUUGUACAGAUAAACGAAAAUUAUCUCAACAAUUACGAUGUAUUGGAAUUGCUCCUUGGGGUUAUGUAUUAAAUCGUAAUACUCUUGUCAGUACGGAAUAUGAGGAUCAUAACCAUUCAACACCGUAUACAGUUUCUACAGUUAUCGAAACAGGACGCCCAGUUUCGCUGAAUCAGAAUCAUACGCAUUACAUUUUUGUCGAUGAAGGUAAACGAUUAAGGUAUGGUGGUAGUGAAUCAGCUAGAUUUCGUGCGAAGCUGGAGAAACAAAUUGCCCUUCCAGAAGAAGAGGGUGGUUUCGGUAUUCCGGUUGUUCUUGUCAUCGUAGAAGGAGGUCAUGACGUGUUUAUCGAUGCAAGAAAUAGUAUAAGAGAAAGAGUACCAGUUGUAAUAUGUUCUGGUACUGGUAGAGCAGCUGAUAUUUUAGAUAUGGCAUUCAAUUUUCGUUUAAAGAAAAAUCAAUUUACAUCAUUUUCUGAGAAAGAAGUAUUACUUUUAAGUCAAAAAAUUAAACCUGUUUCUGGUAGAAAUAAAGUUGAAGCUGCUUUGAAAAUGAUUGAAUUUAUUGUUAAAGAUACAACUUUGAUUACUACAUUUGAUAUGAAUAAAUCAGAUGACUUGGAUUUGGCUAUCCUAUUUGCUUUGAUUAAAACGUCUUCUGAAUUAGACAAACAAUUAGAACUGGCGUUGACCUGGGAUAGAAGUGAUAUCGCUAGAGCAAAAAUAUUUCGUCAAGCGAAACAAGUAAAUCCAGAAAUUUUAGAACCAAUUAUGAUGAAAGCUUUGUUAAGAAAUAAAACAGAUUUCGUACGAAUUCUUUUACAAAAUGGUGUUGUAAUGCGUCAAUUUUUAACAUUUGAACGAUUGCAUCGUUUAUACAAUGAAUCCACAGGAUCAAAUGAUUUGAUACGUUGUCUUAAAAAUUACGAUUUAAUUCAUCGAGAACAUUCAACCCUGCCUAGUGCAUAUGUCAACUUCGGUCUUGUAGUACAUUCACAGACAGGUGGUCAUGAUUUUCAACAUUUAUUUUCACGACAAGAUAGAAUUUAUUUGUCAACUAUAUGCAAGUUACUGCGUCGUAUGCUUGGACGAUAUACAAAUAGAAUAUAUGAUAUGGAUACACUAACCUUACAUAGUCAGAGAACUGAGUGGGAUGAAGUAUGCAAGCUAACAUUCGUCUUACCCUUUCAGGAAUUAUUUAUAUGGGCUAUACUACAUCAACGUCAAAAAAUGGCUUUAUACUUUUGGGAACGUUGUGAAGAUGCUCUAAUUCUUGCUUUAAUUGCAUGUUGUCUUUAUUCCAGUAUGAUAAAACUGUUACCAGCACAUGAUACAGAAGCUAAAUUAUUAUACGAAUCUUAUAUGGAAGAAUUUGAAACAUUAGCAAUACGUGUAUUAGAAGAGUGUAAUUCAAUUGAUCCGGAACUAACUCUUUAUUUAGUUGAAGGUGAAUCAACAUUAUGGGGUGGUUUUAAUUGUUUACAACUCGCUGCACAAUCUGUUCGACGCAAAUUUAUCAGUUCACAAGCUUGUCAAAAUUCUUUGCAUUUCGCCUGGUGUCAUGGUAUACGCGCUGAUAUGUUUGUCACUCUGGCCACAUUGUUUUUACCAUUUUUAUUGUGUUUUGAUCGUAUCUUACCAUGGGAAGACAAACGUUUACAUGCUACUUAUGAUACGUAUACAUAUGAUAAAUUCAAUGAUACCAGUGGAAAUACACAGAAUCAGUUGGAUGGAGAAACGAAUCAUCAUAAUUUUAAUAGUAAUAAUAAUAAUAACAUAAAAGAUAAAAUGGGACCAUCACGUGGACGAAGACAUUUUAGAGAAAAGGUUAAAAUGUUCUACACUUCGCCGAAAACUAAAUUCUGCUUAUAUACCUUUGUCUACGUCGUAUUCCUAUUGUUCUUUUCGUACACAUUACUGUUUAGUACCGUGGCUAAUCAGAUUACAAUUCAUGAAGGCUUUAUAAUGGCUUAUUUUGUAGCUAUGAUAAUCGAUAUAGUACGGCAGGUAAUUUUAUCACCUGGUGUUGGACAUCAAAGAUUUGUAUCGUGGUGGGAACAAUAUGAAUGGGGCAGAUCAGAGUUAUUUGUUAUUCUCUUGUCUCUUUUAAGCAUAUUCUUACGCAUUGGAAUGAGGGAAACAUUUACAUAUGCUAAAUCAUUUUAUGUGAUUACAUUGAUAGCAUGCUACAUUCGAGUAUACGGAUUAUACUCAUAUCAUCCAAAUUUAGGUCCAAAAUUAGUAAUGAUACGAAGUAUGCUAGAAGAGUUGAUGUCAUUUAUAUUCAUACUGAUCGUUGUCUUCUUGGCUUACGGUGUAUCUACACAAACUCUGUUGUAUCCUAAUCAGAAUAUAUUUUCAUGGAAUACUGUUCGUGAUAUAUUAUAUUAUCCAUAUUGGGCUUUGUAUGGUGAAUUGCCAAUAGACCAUGCAUUCGCUACCGAUUCAAAGUGUACCGGUGAACCAGACGGAAUAACUUGUCCAAUUUAUAACUUCUUAUGUCCUUUACUGUUGGCAAUAUAUUUAAUGAUCGCAGGAAUACUUCUGAUCAAUUUACUAAUCGCUAUUUUCAGUAAUGUUUUUGAAGAAAUUGAAUUUCAUUCAAUUGAAUUAUGGAAAUUUAAUAUGUAUUCAAUGGUUGUUGAAUUCAAUAAAAAGCCAAUUGUACCUGUUCCAUUGUCAGCAUUUCAAGCUUUUAUUGAAUUUGUUCUCUACUGUAUACGAAUAAUAAAACAACGUAAAAUUAAACGAAAGAAGUUCAAUUCAAGAUCAAAGGAUAAAGGUAAUCUAGACAUCAGUGUUGAAGAGGAUACAGAUAAUGAAAGAAGAGAUGAUGGAGCAAAAUUAUUUACAUUCAUAGAACGUCCAAUAGACGACCUAUCAAAAUUUCAUGCAAACAGAUCUAGAGCAUCUGAAACACUACGAUUAGCCUCAGAAGAACAGAGUGAAGAUAAUGAAGAAGAUGAAUUACGCAGAGUUCGACUACUUGAAGCGAACUGUAAACGCAGUUUUCUAAGGAAAAUAAAACUUGACAAAGGAAAAACAGUUAAUGCGGGUAUAUCUCAAAUUAAAAAUCGCCUCGAAGAAGUAAUUGGUCAUUUAAUCACUAUUGCAGAAAAAGCUGAAGGCAUUUCAAGAGAAAUCGAGUUUUUGAGUGCAGCUAACGAGCCUAAAGUUAUUGAAAAGUCAACUAAAUCGGAUGUAAAGGAAGCACCACCGGUUACAACUAGUGCCCAGAUAUCACACGUUGACUACUCAGUCUUACCAAUCGGUGAUCAGAUAUCAAGCAAUGCUCAAGUAGAACAGCCUACAAUGGAGACUAUAAAAAUGAAUCCAGUAGAAGAUGCAGAAAUGACUAGCAGUCAGUCUGAGACAGAAGCUGUCAUGAAUAUUUCGGAACCACCGGUUGACAUUCUACCAAUUUCUAAUCAGUUAAAUACGCUAAACCAAUCGACGAUUUCCCAACACUUUUUAAUUAACAUUAGUAAUAUUAUGAAUAACACCAAUAGUAAUAGUAAUAAUGAUAUUAAUAAUAAAUUGUUUAAAGAUUCUUAA
Trichobilharzia regenti is the source of this 4158-nucleotide messenger RNA. The record is from the annotation of a GenBank genome assembly. NCBI's taxonomy places the organism in Eukaryota, Metazoa, Platyhelminthes, Trematoda, Strigeidida, Schistosomatidae.